AAAUCUCCCAACCGUCAGUUUUCCUGCGGAUGGCUAUUGCCAGUCUGCCGCCCCGCACCCAUCCCAAUCUCCUCACCCGCCACCACCACUCUCCGGCCAAAUCCACUUUUCCUACCUCAUUUCUGAUUCUCCGAAACCCUAAUCGUAGCUUUUCGUCCUCUUCUACUACUGUCGUUACCUUCGCCUCCUCUUCCUCAUGGGAGCAAGAGGAGAAACGAUGGCUCCGCGAAGAGCAACGGUGGCUUCGAGAAGAGCAGCGUUGGCUCCGAGAGGAGCUUCGAUGGAGUUCCGAGCGCGAAGCUCUUCUUAGAGAGAUAGCGGCUCUGCGGCUCCGGAUCGAUGCCCUCGAGGGCGAACGUUCCCCGCUCGCUGAUGCCGUCGAGGCGGUGCUGGUUGCGGCGAAGGAGCGGCGUCUUAUUGCUGGAGCUGAGAAGAUUAUAGUUGAGGAAGAUGUGGUGAAGGAGAUGGUUCACGAGGGGAUAAGGGUGCCGGAGGAGGAGGGGGAGAAGGAGGUGCUAAAGGAGAACAAGGUUGUCAAUGAGAAGAAGGAGAGGAAAACUCUGAGGAUGGGAUCAGAGGGAGAGGACGUACGAGAGAUGCAGGAGGCUUUGCAAAGGUUGGGAUUUUAUUCUGGUGAAGAUGACAUGGAGUACUCCAGCUUCUCCACUGGAACAGACCGUGCUGUUAAAACUUGGCAAGCUUCACUGGGAGCCACAGAAAAUGGGAUUAUGACUUCAGAGCUUUUGGAAAGGUUAUUUGUGGAGCUGUAUUUGAAUGAUUCUAAUACAAAAGGAGGUGCAGAUGAGAGAGAGAACACGACACCAGUGGAAAGGAAGGACGGCACCAAUGGAGCACCUAUUGCUUCAGUAAGGAAGUUUGCAGAGAUACAGGAAACAUUGAUCAAAGAUGCUGGUGAUACAGAAAUAGGGAUAUCCCAACACCGUGUGUUUCUACUUGGAGAGAAUCGGUGGGAAGAACCAUCUAGGCUUCAGGGAAGAAAUAAACCUUCUGAAGCCAGUAAGGCUUCAUCUUCCACUCGGUGCCUCACUUGUCGUGGAGAAGGCCGAUUAAUGUGCUCAGAGUGUGAUGGGACUGGAGAACCAAAUAUUGAGCCACAGUUUCUGGAGUGGGUUGACGAAGGAGCAAAGUGCCCAUACUGCGAAGGCCUUGGUUACAUCAUCUGCGACGUUUGUGAAGGGAAAAAUAUUGUUCAAAAUUAGGUUGUCUGUAACUACGGUAAUCAUGUAUACCAUUUUUUUUUCAGUUAAAAAAUGUAUUGAAGAUCAGAAGUUGAGAGUUCCAUCUCAGCUUCAUAAUUCCAAUGAAAAUUUAGUUGGUGAUGGAACA
This is a messenger RNA of Dendrobium catenatum, 1347 nucleotides long. RefSeq names its product protein disulfide isomerase pTAC5, chloroplastic. Lineage: Eukaryota; Viridiplantae; Streptophyta; Magnoliopsida; Asparagales; Orchidaceae. The record is from RefSeq and is a predicted model, not a curated record. The transcript is spliced from 6 exons. Bases 30 to 1220 code for a protein of 396 amino acids.